AAGGACCGACGGGCGGGCAUGCGGGCGGCCUGGCUCUAGCCCGGGUGCGGGGCUCCGGCCGCAGCUAUGGAGCGGCGGCUGCGCGAGCUGGAGCAACUGGCGCGGGGCGAGGCCGGCGGUGGCCCCGGGCUCGACGGCCUCCUGGAUCUGCUGCUGGGGCUGCACCACGAGCUCAGCAGCGCCCCCCUCCGGCGGGAGCGCAACGUGGCGCAGUUCCUGAGCUGGGCUGGCCCCUUCGUAACGAAGGUGAAAGAGCUGAGGCUGCAGAGAGAUGACUUUGAGAUCUUGAAGGUGAUCGGCCGAGGGGCCUUCGGGGAGGUUGCCGUGGUGAGGCAGAGGGACAGCGGGCAGAUUUUUGCCAUGAAAAUGCUGCACAAGUGGGAGAUGCUGAAGAGGGCCGAGACUGCCUGUUUCCGGGAGGAGCGGGACGUACUGGUGAAAGGGGACAGCCGCUGGGUGACCACUCUGCACUACGCCUUCCAAGACGAGGAGUACCUGUACCUGGUGAUGGACUAUUACGCCGGUGGGGACCUCCUCACUCUGUUGAGCCGCUUUGAGGACCGCCUUCCACCCGAGCUGGCCCAGUUCUACCUGGCCGAGAUGGUGCUGGCCAUCCACUCUCUGCACCAGCUGGGCUACGUGCACAGGGAUGUCAAGCCGGACAACGUCCUGCUGGAUAUGAACGGGCACAUCCGCUUGGCUGACUUCGGCUCCUGCCUCCGUCUCAACAACAGCGGCAUGGUGGACUCGUCAGUGGCAGUAGGGACACCAGACUACAUCUCCCCCGAGAUCCUGCAAGCCAUGGAGGAGGGCAAGGGCCACUAUGGCCCACAGUGUGACUGGUGGUCCCUGGGAGUCUGUGCCUACGAGCUGCUCUUCGGGGAGACACCCUUCUAUGCUGAAUCGCUGGUGGAAACCUACGGCAAGAUCAUGAACCAUGAGGACCACCUGCAGUUUCCCUCGGAUGCACCUGACGUGCCACCCAGUGCCCAAGACCUGAUUCGCCAGCUGCUGUGCCGCCAGGAGGAGCGCCUGGGCCGCGGGGGGCUGGACGACUUCCGAAACCACCCCUUCUUUGAAGGUGUGGAGUGGGAGCGGCUGGCGACCAGCACUGCCCCCUACAUCCCGGAGCUCCGUGGGCCUGUGGACACCUCCAACUUCGACGUGGAUGAUGACACUCUCAACCAUCCGGGGACCCUGCCGCCACCCUCCCAUGGGGCCUUCUCAGGCCACCACCUGCCCUUUGUGGGCUUCACCUACACUUCGGGCAGUCUGGGCCCUGAGAGCAGCUCUGAGCAGUUGGCUGCCCUAGAGCAGAAGCUCUGUUGUCUGGAGCAGGAGAAGACGGAGCUGAGCCAGAAGCUCCAAGAUGCCCUGGAGGCCUCCUCAGACCAUCAGGAGCUGGAGCGGCUACAGAAGGAAGUGCAGACUCUACGGCACAGGCUGGCAGAGACCCCGAGGGACAGCAACGCCCCCUUAUCCCAGACGGAUGGCAGUAGCCCAGGCCGGGACUUGGACUUACAGCAGGAGACAGACCGGCUCCUCCGGGAGCUGGCCGAGGCUCGGGCAGGGCUGCAGGCACAGGCACGGGAGCUAGGCCAAGCCCAGGAGCGGCAGGAAGAGCUGCUCCAGAGGCUGCAGGAGGCCCAGGAGCGAGAGGCAGCCACAGCCAGCCAGACCCAGGCCCUGAGCUCCCAGCUGGAGGAGGCCCAGGACACCAACAGGAAGCUGCAGGCCCAGGUGGCCACCCUACGCCGGGAGGUGACACAGCUCCAGAGACAGCAGGAGCAAAGUCUCGAGAAGGAAUCUUUCCGGGUCAAGACCAUCCACGCCGCCUCUGAGACCAAUGGCACGAGGCUGCCCGAUGGCUGUGGGCCGCAGGAAGCGCAGCUGAGGAAGGAGGUGGCAGCCCUGCGUGUGCAGCUGGAGCAGGCCCGCGGCCAUGGGCUGAACGGGAAGGAGGAGGCUCUGUGCCGGCUUCAGGAAGAGAACCGGAGGCUGAGCCUGGAGCAGGAGCGGCUGGUGGAAGAGCUGGAGCGGGAGCAGCAGAGCAAGCAGCAGCUGGAGGGCGAACGGAGGGAGACGGAGAGCAACUGGGAGGCCCAGAUUGCCGACAUCCUCAGCUGGGUGAACGAUGAGAAAGUCUCAAGGGGCUACCUGCAGGCCCUGGCCACCAAGAUGGCCGAGGAGCUGGAGUCCUUGCGGAACGUGGGCACCCAGACACUCCCCACCCGGCCGCUGGACCACCAGUGGAAGGCACGGCGGCUACAGAAGAUGGAGGCGUCGGCCAGGCUGGAGCUGCAGUCAGCACUGGAGGCCGAGAUCCGGGCCAAGCAGAGCCUGCAGGAGCAGCUGACGCAGAUGCAGGAGGCCCGGCUGCAGGCCGAGAGCCGUCUACAGGAGGCUGAGAAGCAGAACCAGGGCCUGCAGCAGGAGCUGGCCUUGCUGCGGGAGGAGCUGCAGGCCCGUGGGCCAGGGGACACUAAGCCCUCAAGCUACCUGAUUCCCUUCCUGUCCCUCCGGAGCUCAGAGAAGGAUUCCCCCAAGGACCCUGGCAUCUCAGGAGAGGCCCUGAGGCCCGGUAUGGAGCCCGAGCUGAGGCCGGAGGGCCGCCGCAGCCUGCGUCUGGGGGCUGUGUUCCCCAGAACGCCCACCACUACUACCGCCCCUGCAGAAGGUCCUCCUGCAAAGCCCGGCUCACACUCGCUGCGGCCCCGGAGCUUCCCAUCCCCCACCAAGUGUCUCCGCUGCACCUCGCUGAUGCUGGGCCUGGGCCGCCAGGGCCUGGGCUGUGACGUCUGCGGUUACUUCUGUCACUCAGCCUGUGCCCCCCAGGCCCCACCCUGCCCCGUGCCCCCUGACCACCUCCGCACGGCCCUGGGAGUGCACCCUGAAACGGGCACAGGCACGGCCUACGAGGGCUUCCUGUCGGUGCCACGGCCCUCAGGCGUCCGCCGGGGCUGGCAGCGGGUGUUUGCCGCCCUCAGUGACUCCCGCCUGCUGCUGUUUGACGCCCCUGACCCAAGGCUCAGCCCAGCCAGCGGGGCCCUCCUACAGGCGCUGGACCUGAGGGACCCUCAGUUCUCAGCCACCCCCGUCCUGGCCUCCGAUGUGAUCCACGCCCAGUCGAAGGACCUGCCACGAAUCUUUAGGGUGACGGCCUCGCAGCUGGCGGUGCCCCCUGCCACAUGCACCGUGCUGCUGCUGGCAGAGAGCGAGGCUGAGCGGGAGCGCUGGCUGCAGGUGCUGGGCGAGCUGCAGCGGCUGCUCCUGGAUGCGCGGCCAAGGCCUCGGCCUGUGUACACGCUCAAGGAAGCCUAUGACAACGGGCUGCCACUGCUGCCCCACGCGCUCUGUGCCGCCAUCAUCGACCAGGAACGGCUCGCUCUGGGCACCGAGGAGGGGCUGUUUGUGAUUCACUUGCACAGCAAUGACAUCUUCCAGGUGGGUGAGUGCCGGCGGGUGCAGCGGCUGGCCGUGAGCCCCGCUGCGGGCCUUCUGCUUGUGCUGUGCGGCCGGGGCCCCAGCGUGCGCCUCUUCGCCCUGGCGAAGCUGGAGAGCGCCGAGGCGGUGGGUGCCAAGAUCCCCGAGUCUCGGGGCUGCCAGGUGCUGGCAGCCGGAUGCAUCCUGCAGGCCCGCACGCCCGUGCUCUGUGUGGCCAUCAAGCGCCAGGUGCUCUGCUACCAGCUGGGCCCAGGCCCGGGGCCCUGGCACCACCGAAUCCGGGAGCUGCAGGCGCCCGCGCCCGUGCAGAGCCUGGGGCUGCUGGGCGACCGGCUGUGCGUGGGAGCUGCCGGGGCCUUCGCCCUCUACCCGCUGCUCAACGAGGCUGCACCUGUGGCGCUAGGGGCCAGUCUGGUGCCUGAGGAGUUACCACCAUCCCGUGGAGGCCUGGGCGAGGCGCUGGGCGCCGUGGAGCUCAGCCUUAGUGAGUUCCUGCUGCUCUUCACCACGGCUGGGGUCUACGUGGACAACGCCGGCCACAAGUCUCGCAUCCAUGAGCUGCUGUGGCCGGCAAUGCCCACAGGCUGGGGUUACGCAGCCCCCUACCUGACAGUGUUCAGCGAGAAUUCCAUCGAUGUGUUUGAUGUAAGGAAAGCAGAAUGGGUCCAGACGGUGCCACUAAAGAAGGUGCGACCCCUAAACCCAGAGGGCUCCCUGUUCCUCUUUGGCACGGAGAAGGUCCGCCUGACCUACCUCAGGAACCGGCUGGCAGAGAAGGACGAGUUCGACAUCCCCGACCUCACGGACAACAGCCGGCGCCAGCUGUUCCGCACCAAGAGCAAGCGCCACUUCUUCUUCCGCGUGUCGGAGGAGCAGCGGCAGCAGCGGCGCAGGGAGAUGCUGAAAGACCCCUUUGUGCGCUCCAAGCUCAUCUCACCACCCUCCAACUUCAACCACCUGGUACACGUGGGCCCCACCGACGGGAAGCCCAGCGCCAGGGAUCCGCCCCCGCAGGCUCCAGGAGGGAAGGGCCGAGGUACCCGCGGCUCCGGCCCGCAGCGUCCCCACAGCUUCUCGGAGGCCUCGAGGCGGCCUGCCUCCGUGGGCAGCGACGGGCUCACUGGAGACGCGGACCCUAUGAAGAGGAAGCCUUGGACAUCCCUGUCCAGUGAGUCCGUGUCCUGCCCGCAGGGAUCUCUGAGCCCCGCAGACUCCUUGAUACAGGUCUCAGAACGGCCCCGGAGCCUGCCCCCAGCCCCUGAAUCAGAGGGCUCCCCUUGACACUCUCUGGCAGGGCCCACCCCAGUCCCAGGACUGAGAGACGUGAGUGAGCAGAGAGCUUGAGGAAUGCUAUGCUCCGGCUGGCCCGGGAUGUGUGGGAAUUCGGACUCAGGAAGGACCUGGGCUGGACAGCGACUCAGAGGCUGGCCUGGGCUCCCAGGCCCCAGGGGACCUGUCUCCUAGCCAUCAUCCUGCCUUUCCCUUCAGCUCCCAGCCCCUACUUGCACUAGCCACUGGGAAUAGAAUGGCCCCCUUUCUGCCCUGGGGGCCCCUCUGCCUCUGGAGUCCAGGGGUGAUUGUGCCAAAGUUCUCCUUUCCAGUGCCAAGCCUCAGGAAGCCUUAAGCAAGAGUUGGGGUGAGGGAUGGAGAAGGACUGGGUCUCUCGCAGCAAUCAGGGGUCUUGGCUCUGGACUUUCCAGCCCCUCGGUGAGGCCGAGUUGGGGCAUAUCCCAGGCUCUGCUCAAGGCCUAGGUAGGAAAGACAGACGCAGAUCCAAAAGAAAGGAGGAUGGGGUGCCUGGCUGGCUCAGUCAGUAGAGCAUGUGACACCUGAUCAAAUGGGUAUGAGUUCGAACCCCAUGUUGGGUGUAGAGAUUACUUAAAAAAAUUUUUUUUAAAUUUGUUUUUCUUUUUCAAAGAAAAGGAGGAUAGACAAGGAGCAGGGAGGAUCUAGGCGAAGGAGGCCAUAGGUGAAGGAAGUGACAGAAGGAAGUAGAAGAGACAUUGCUAGUGGCUGGCAGGAAAGAGCCACGAGAAGGAGGAGGAGGAGG
Molecule: messenger RNA, 5494 nt
Organism: Suricata suricatta (meerkat)
Lineage: Eukaryota; Metazoa; Chordata; Mammalia; Carnivora; Herpestidae
Gene: CDC42BPG
Product: CDC42 binding protein kinase gamma
Exons: 37
Coding region: 67-4725 (1552 amino acids)
Biological process (GO): actomyosin structure organization; peptidyl-threonine phosphorylation
Cellular component (GO): cytoskeleton; cytoplasm
Molecular function (GO): ATP binding; protein serine/threonine kinase activity
Source: RefSeq, a predicted model, not a curated record